Messenger RNA from Asterias rubens (European starfish), 4678 nucleotides. Its product is annotated as carboxyl-terminal PDZ ligand of neuronal nitric oxide synthase protein-like. Gene Ontology annotation, molecular function: nitric-oxide synthase binding. The record is from RefSeq and is a predicted model, not a curated record. Lineage: Eukaryota; Metazoa; Echinodermata; Asteroidea; Forcipulatida; Asteriidae. The coding region runs from base 1328 to 3463 and encodes 711 amino acids. The transcript is spliced from 9 exons.
UGAUUGAGGUUGACAAUGAACUCUGAGAAGGAAUAAUUAUUCGGCCAACAAGUAGCCCAGACUCUCAGUGACUACAAUGACAUGUCUUUAUUGGAUCCGGUGAGGCUGUGCAGCAGAAGUUUAAAUCUUGGCAAGGAUUUCUGUGGUUUGCUCUAAUCCUUUUAAGGAAGUCUUGACAGAAGAAUUGACAAAGCAAGUACUUCUAUGUUAAAAGUUCUUGAAGGUGCAAGUUAACCAUUUCUGGCAGCAGUUGUGGAAACACUUGCAUGAGCUUUGGAGGAAGGAAAGAGAAAAUCGGUUUGUGAAGUUGUGUGAUGUUUCAGCCUGUCACGCUGCCAGUAAGUCAGCGUCACAGAGGGGCGUCCGGUGUUGACAAGUUUGACUCAUACAGCCAUUGCUGCAUUGCAACACCAUAGGUUUUUCAGAAGUGCCUGUGUCGUGUUGUGGAGAGCAGGGGAAACAUAACCCAAGUGCGAUUCCUUUUGCCGAGGAUAGGGUAAAAGCUGCUAUUCUCAUCAUCAAUUUGCUCCUGCAAAAAUAUUCAAGUGCUGGUGUUCAUCCAUGAGUAUUGUCUUUAUACGGAGGGUCAAUGAGAAUUCUUAAAGAAAGUUCUUUGCGGCAAAGGCUUGUGCUAGUCUCUGUAAUGUAAAUGCACCGUGACCAUCUACUUGUGAUGGUUAAUCGGGUGUACUUGGAUACAUUUUUUUUAAAGAUCUGCACAGAUGCUACAAGGAUUACUGCAGUCAGGAAUUUGACAUUGACUCUCGGAUUACAUACCUCUGAUUCCAGUGCUGUUGCGAAUUGGUGACAGUGUACGAUUUUUGUCCGAAACCUCCUCUAAAGAAAUAUUCAGAAAGUGUUGAAGUACUUGGUGUGGAACCAACCUUCCUUCUGCUUGGGGAAACUCAUUGUGCAGUUUGUGAGAAAACUUUGUAUUGGUCAACGAUCCGUACUUGGAUUGGAAUUUACAGCGAAAUUGACCUCAUCUAUGUGUACACAUAUUGAAACCUAUAUUAUAUUGAGACGUGUAUUUGCAAUUGGUCAGCUUUUCUUUGGAUGGUUUGGAGUUCGUCUGAAAAGAAAGCUCCAUGUUUGUGUUGACCUUUGUGUGUAAUCACAUUAGGAAUCUGCUGUGACUUGUAAUUGGUUACAAGCAGACAAUUUUGUAUUUAUCUUUUGGAGUUAUUUGAGUGGAAGGGUACUCCUGACUGGUCGAGAAUUAUUAUUUCCAAGGAUUUUUCUACAAACAUUUACUUUGAUAUAUAUAAGUACAGCAUCAAGCUAUAACAUCCCAUCAGUGGUCGUUGGUAGAAGCUACCUCUAAUUGAUGUCAUCAGUUAUGGGAGAUUCACGCGCCACCAGCAUGAUCGGGAGACGGUCGUCCUCAUCUUCCGCCAGAGAGUUGGUCUCCAGCAUGAAGCAGAAUGACCUCUGGAGCACUCAGUCUGAGAUGAUUUAUUAUAUCGGCACGCUUGAUGUCCCUCGACCCAGCAGUCGAAUUGAAAUUGUUACCGCCAUGCGGAGAAUAAGGUAUGAAUUCAAAGCCAAGGCAAUCAGAAAGAAGAAAGUUAUCCUGACCAUCUCAGUGGACGGAAUCAAAGUCACUCUCCGCAAGAAGAAGAAAAAGAAGAAGUCAUGGGAUUGGGAAGAUGAGAAACUGAUGAUUAUGCAGCAUCCUGUUUACAGGGUUUUCUACGUCUCGCAUGACUCCCAAGACUUAAAGAUCUUCAGCUACAUUGCACGAGAUGGACAAACCAAUAUAUUCAAGUGCAAUGUCUUCAAAUCACAUAAGAAGAGUCAGGCAAUGCGUAUUGUACGCAGCAUCGGACAAGCCUUUGAGGUAUGUCACAAGCUGAGUAUACAGCACGCAUCCACAACGGGUGACGGACAGGCUGACGGAGAGAGUGACAAACAGGGUGAGGAGCAAACCAGCCCCAGUCAUGAUCGAGCUGUCGACGGUGGUAACGAGGCCUCGUCUCGACCAGUCUCGAGAGACAUCACUAAGGAGAACAUGAAAGUGGAGGAGAUCGAGAAGAAGGUGCCCGAACGCUCGGCCAGCGCCCAACCGGCGGAGAUAAACAAACAUUCCUUCUUUGCUCAUCAAAGAUACUCGGCCUUUGUCCCGCCAGUAAGCAUGGGCUAUGAUGAAGCUGGGAUGACCCAUAUGGCGUCGCUGUCGCUGUACCACCAACGGCAACUUCUGCAGCAGCAACUGCAGCAGCAGGAAGCCCAGACGCAGGUCGCCCUGGCUCAAGUUCAACUCCUCAAAGAUCAACUGUCAGCAGAGACGUCAGCGAGAAUGGAAUCACAGGCACGUAUCCACCAGCUCAUGGUCCACAAUCGUGAGCUUCUGAUGCAUCAGCAGGAGUUGGUCCUUCACAUCCAGGAGCUGGAGAUGAAAUUCACCGGUGCCACGCACAGCCCUGGUAACCCAUUUAGCAACAACGCCUCAGUGAUGUCACCUCCCGUUGAGACGGUCACACCCAGGUCUGGCGGGGUCUUACUGCCGGAGUUCGCCUCACUCGCUGACAGUCUUCCCUUCGAUCUGGUAGACCAACAAGUCGAAGAGCCCGAAACAGAGGACCUCUUUGAUAACUACGAGGCUAUUAAGAAGCAUCGGGAGGAGACAACAAGGUUGAAUCUAGCAGAGAGGCAGGCUAGAGAUCGAAGUAGCAGCAGCACCACGGACAGUAACAAUGACCUCUUCAGUCAUGGUCCGACCCUUCCAGAUGGUCACAACGUCGACGACUACGAUGAUAGUUACAUAAAUGAAAGCCAGGAAGAGCUGGUCACAACGAGCUUGAAGAAGCUAAACAUUCUCUCAGAUCCUCUCGAUGGGGAUGUAUUCGGGACUGAAGAGAACAUGUUUGACACGCCGACGAUUGAGCGGCCGAAGAAGUACAGCAAGGAGCGUGCCUCCACGCCAAAUGGAGGAGUUCGCGUUAUCGUACCGGUGCCUUUGCAGGACUCGACGGGGAACAAACUGGAACUUAACGUCUCCCCGAUACCAGAGGCUUCUUCCAGUAUUGCUCAGCAGCAGCAGCGUCGGCAGAAAAACAGCACCAGUAGCUCAAAGCACGCGAACAAGCUCGACAUCUCAACUAACAACAACAACAGCAGCUGGCUUACAGACUCAUCUGGAACACUCACGGAGCAGUCACCAGUCGACUUGAGUCACACUUCACGCGGCCAAAGCGCCUCGGACUCGAGACUCACCAAGAGCACUAUUCAAUAUCCAAGACCUGUCUUACACUCAACAUCCCUCAACAGCCAAAGUCCUGGCGUACAAUCCGACGGAAGCAUGAGUCCCUUCGGGAAUGAGUUAUCGAUACCCGAAACCAAACUCCACAUCAGUUUCUCGGAUGAUGAGAACACUGAGAACUCGGAGGACUCUGGGGUUCCGCGGCCUCCCCGAGCCUUAGAGUCGAUGAACUUUGAUGAGUUGGAAGUCUUGGAGACAUAGAGAAUGUAGCGACGGAUGAGACGAGAGGAAAAUUAACACUGGCCAAAUUGUAAAUAUAAUAGAAAAAUGCUGAGGGAAUGUUAAACAUUUACAGCUUUUUGUAUAUAUCCGAGCAUUUUGUGCAUGUACAUGGUGUAGAUGAUUAACUAACCAUGUACACUAAAUAUUUUUUUCCAGUUUACGAACUGAGAAGCUGCUUAUUUUUCCCAGAAAAGUUGCAUCAAGUGUGAAACAAAACAGGUGAUAAUUCCCCAGGAAUCUCCUGGGGUGUUAUUUUUUAGGGGAAUUGGUCUGAUAGUGUGAACAGACAAGAAAGGUAUGUACAUUCAGUUUGAUCUCAUGAUAUGAUAAGAUUUGCCAAAGCAGCUAUUUGUUUGUUAUCUCUGUGUUAAAGCUACUAGCUCAGAGAUCAUGAUAACUGUGUAAAGUUCUUAAAGAUGUAAAAAGGAUGUAGUAGUAGUAAACAAAACAUGUUAAAUUCUGUACCAGCGUGUGUGUGUUCAAAGUUAUCAGAAAUUAAAAUUAUGCUGCCGACUUUGUACAAAAUAAGAGCAAAUUCUUUCCCUUUAACACCUUUUCAGUCGUUCUAACUCUUCUCAAUUUUGUUGAGGGAAAGUUGACAACAUGUAAAUAUUUUUGAAUUAAAAUCUGAAUAUGUUUUGUACUUUUAGUUGAGCUUGGCUGUAUUAAGAACUGGCUGUUUUAUCUGUACGCAAAAAAACAGGGUAUUUAUCAGAUAUUAGGGGGAAACUUAAACAGCGGUUUUUCAUAACAGGUAAACAUGCAAGAGUUUGUGUGAAAUAUUUUUGAUAAGUGUAGUUUUGUGGUGGUGUUUUGGGCGUUGUUAACUUGCCAUGAAAUGAAUGAAAUUUAUUCCGGCAGCUUCUUAAUUCUCUUUCUCUCUCUUUUGUACAUUGUGUAGAUAAUCAUUGAAAAGAUAUUCUCGUAACAAAUUUCUGCAGAAAAUUUUUGUCAGAGUAGGCUGAAGUUAAAUUUGAAAACUUGGACAAACCUUUGAAAAGUUAAAAGAUUAGGGAAAAAACUUGUAGGAAAUUCUUGAAUCUUUUGAAUAAACUGAAAGUUUUUAAAAUGAAUUCAUUAGGUGGGGAAUAUAUUUGAGAAACAAAAUGGUUACCAUAAAAGAAUGUUUUUUUUUUAGCGUUAAAGGCAGUGGACACUAUUGAUAAUUACUCAAAAUAAUUAUCAUCAUAAAAC